CACUUCGGUUUUCUUCAUCUUGGUCCCUUACCUCCUGCAGGUCGCCCAGUCUCUGUGUGGAGAAGACUUGAUCAUUAAGGGGAUCAGCGUGCACAUAUCCAACGCCGAGCCUAAGCACAAUAGCAAUAGACAGUUAGAGAGAAGUGGAAGAUUUGGUGGUAAUCCAGGUGGCUUUGGGAAUCAGGGUGGCUUUGGGAACAGUCGAGGGGGUGGAGCUGGCUUGGGGAACAAUCAAGGCAGUAACAUGGGCGGGGGGAUGAACUUUGGGGCGUUCAGCAUUAACCCAGCCAUGAUGGCCGCGGCGCAGGCAGCCCUGCAGAGCAGCUGGGGGAUGAUGGGCAUGUUGGCCAGUCAGCAGAGCCAGUCAGGCCCGUCGGGCAAUAACCAAAGUCAAGGCAACAUGCAGAGGGAACCCAACCAGGCCUUCGGCUCUGGAAACAACUCCUACAGUGGCUCCAACUCGGGGGCAGCGAUUGGCUGGGGCUCAGCGUCCAACGCAGGCUCAGGUAGUGGUUUCAAUGGCGGCUUUGGUUCCAGCAUGGAUUCCAAGUCUUCUGGCUGGGGAAUGUAGACAGUGGGCUGUGGUAUGGAAUGGUGGGAAUUCGAAUUUUUCUAAACUCAUGGUAAGUAUAUUGUAAAAUACAUAUGUACUAAGAAUUUUCAAAAUCGGUUUGUUUGGUGUGAAGUAUAUUCCGCAGUAUUUUUGACAUUUUUCUUUAGGGGAAAAAAAAGAAGAGCUAAAGGAAUUUUAUAAGUUUUGUUACAAAAAGGGUUGAAAUAUUGAGUGGUUGAAAGUGAGCUGCUGUUUGCCUGCUGGGUAAACCAACACACUACAAUUAAUAUCGAAAGGUUCCUCCUGUAAUGUUUUAUCCCUGGACUUGUCGAGUGAAUCCUUUGCAUGUUCAAAGUGGAAGCCAUUGAUUUGGAGCUACAUUCUUUUCUCUUUGGUUUAAUUUGAACCCCACCAGAUGGAUUUUUUCCCUUAGGAGAUGAUGGUGUCACAGUGUUUGGUCCGUUGGGUUUUGCGUUUUUAACACUUGUCUGCCCUCACAUGCAAAAGUACGAUAUGAAGCCUUCGUUUAAUCUCUGCAGUUCAUCUCAGUUCAAAUGUUUCUGGAAGAAGCACUUCAUUGAAAGUAGUGCUGUAAAUAGUCUGCCAUAGGAAGGCUCUGCACACUCUCCGCCAGGAGCACGCCCUCGGCUGCGCAGGCCGUGUCCUUGACGGUGGGUGUCCCAUUUCUAUCCACUACUCUUUAUUUCAUGGAGUCGUAUCAACGCUGUGAACGCAAGGCUGUGAUAUGGAACCAGAAGGCUGUUUGAACUUUUGAAACCUUGUGUGGGAUUGAUGGUGGUGCCGAGGCAUGAAAGGCUAGUAUGAUCGGGGAGCAGAGCGCGUGCAGAGACCUGGUGGUGCAUAAUGGAUACUUUUAACUUGGGCGAGAUGUGUCUCUCCAUCCGGUGGCUUUGGUGCGAGAGUGUGCGGAGAGCAAUGAUAGGAAAUAACGUACGAAUGUUCUUGCAUUCAAAGGACAGCCACAUUGUUGGAAGACUCGAAGUGAGUUUUGUUCCUAGAUAAGCCACGUUAGCUGAAUGUGUUAAGUGAAACGACACUUGUAUCUCCCUGCCCCUCUGUCAAUUGCUGUGAAUGCUGUAUGGUGUGUGUUCCCGCUGUUCCUGACCUGUACGUGUGGGCAUGUGGACUGGAGCUGCUGGGGUGAGCACAUGGACUGAGCUUGGGCUGUGCUUUGCAGGAGUCCUGGGAAGCGGAGUUCAGCAGUGAGCUCAGGUGGCUCCGAGAAGGGUGGAAGUUCCAAUGUCUGUUAGCUACCCAUACGAAUGCUGUUUGCUGCAGUUCUGUGUCCUGUGCUUGGAUGCUUUUUAUAAGAGUUGUCAAUGUUGGAAAUUCUUAAAUAAAACUGAUUUAAAUAAUAUGUGUCUUUGUUUUGCAGCCCUGAAUGCAAAGAAUCCAUAGCAGUUAAUUCCCCUUUUUGACCCUUUUGAGAUGGAACUUUCAUAAAGUUUCUUGACGAUAGUUUAUUUUGCUUCAAAUAAACUUAUUGAAAAGUUGUCUCAAGUCAGAUGGAUUCAUCACCUGUCAGGCCUGACACCUGACACCCAGAUUUAAUUGCUAUUCGUUCUUGCAUUGUCCAAAGUGAAAAGUUUUUUGAUUUUUUUUUCUUUUCCCUCUUUUUGACACAAGUCUGGGUGCCCACCCAUGACAUGGUAAGCAGUGCCUCUGCGUCUGGGUGGUGCUCUCCCAACAUGGCCUGUGUCGGUCUCCAUUGGGAAAACAUGACUUUAAACAUUCUCACUUGGGGGACUGGGCAGUGCAGUAGUAUUUCCAGUGCUUUGUAGCAAAACGCGUCAGCUGGAAAAGGACUGUAUGAACACCUUCCUAGUUGGGGAUUUAAAAAGUGGAAUUAAUUGCAACAGGGAUAAAGUGGAAGAAACCACAGAUUUUCUUGUGCCUAAAAUCCAUUAGAAGCCUGAUAGCUUUAAGAACUAGCAGGGGGAGUGGUCUGUCUGAAAGGGUUAAAUGGGCCGAGCCGCCAGUUGUGGGGGCGUGCGGUGACGGACAGAGCUCAGACCAGACUCAGCGUGCGUUGUGAAGUAUGUGAAAGCAAUAAUACAUUCUCAAUUGUACUUUUGAUGUAAUCUGUGAGAGGAGAGCUCGUUUUCUAAUUGGAAGAAUGUGAUAGUUUUGUGUUGUAGCUUACCUAAUCAUGCCCUUACCAAAUCAGAUUAUGGUAAAUAGGUGUCAUUUGUAAGUCACCCUCAGCGUUGUGAUUGCCACAUUGGUUUGUUAGUCAGUUUCCUCUGUAAAAGGAUCUUGAGUUUUGAAUUUUUCUGCAUCUGAGUCUGCAUGAUUUCCAAACCCUGUACCAUCUGAAUUUUGCAUUUUAGCAUUUGCGCUGUUACUCAGCAGCGGUAACAUGGUAACACUCCACAGACUAAACUGACAGCCUGCAAGGAGCCGGGGUAAGUUAACUUGUCAAUGGCAUGGUUUUACUCCCUUGUUAUCACUGUGUAAAUCUAGUCACUGGUCGUAGAAGGCUUUCACUGUUGAGUAGCCUUUUAUUAACAUGUUUCCGCUUCUGCGAUAGUGUGGGUGUAUAUCCUGCCCUAGCAAAAAAAUUGAAACUUAGAAGUACUUGAACUAUUUGGCAAAGAUUUGUUUUUGAAAGUCUAUUUGGUCAUCUAAAUGCGUUUAUUCUAAAAAAGAUUUUUUUGAACCACACAUUGAAUAAAAAAUUUUAUUGCCACCA
This is a messenger RNA of Ochotona curzoniae (black-lipped pika), 3266 nucleotides long. Its product is annotated as TAR DNA-binding protein 43-like. NCBI's taxonomy places the organism in Eukaryota, Metazoa, Chordata, Mammalia, Lagomorpha, Ochotonidae. The record is from RefSeq and is a predicted model, not a curated record. The annotation marks the transcript as partial. The transcript has a single exon.